CUACAUGGUAUGCAAAGUUUUUUUUAAAAAAAAUUGUGUUUUUAAACAGUUUUUAACAGAUUUUAAAUCGACUUACUUCACAGUUGACCAUUAAAUGUUCCUUCCGAAUUCCUGCUCACUCAUUGUAUUUACCAAAUUAACCAAUCCUGGGUGCCUCAGAAUGUGUCCCACUCUUCUUCUCGUAAGAUUUUUCCUUCGUUGGUCCUGUCUAAGACCAGCUCAUUUCGUCCAUUAUCAGUCCACUUAAUUGUCAACAUUUCAAAAUCUUCUAUCCUUCUUUCUGGCUUCCCCACUGACCAUAUGCCCUCCUACUGACGUGUCAGAGAUCAAAUCAUCAUCUCUUUUGGUGUUUUGGGUUGUCACACUUUCGACUGUAGCUCCGUUAGGAAUCAUUUCCCGACCAGCGUACUGACAUUUUUUAAAAUAUCGCUUAUUUGUCGUACAUAACAUAAUGAAUCGACUUGAGUCUUAUCUCUGUCUGAAUAAUAAUGAUGAUUAUUAUAAAAUAAUGUCCUCUGUAGUAAGAUUCAGACGUCAGCGGUUGUACUGGGUCCAAUGACGUGAUGGUCAGUUACGUUUAUCUAAACCUCACAACAACUUAACCUCGCAGCCGCCAGUAGCUUCGUCUUCCAGUGUGCAGUGUGUAUUUAUUAAGUGUAAAUGAUUUAGUGUGAAGUGAAACUUUGUAUAUCGAGUGAUAAAUACGUCGGUAGAAGUGGAUAUUUUAUUUAAUCAGAGGAUAAGUGCUGAUAUAUCUCUUGGACUUAUGGAGUCCUCUCAACACUCACCAACAUCGGAGAGUGCUGGUUACCUGAAGCGUGCCAAGACUGACAAACUUCAUGAUAUUUUUAACAAGUAUGCAUCUAUCGAGCGGAAUGGCGAGAAGUACAUGACGGCGGUCGACUUCGUGCAGAAGUACCUAGGACUGUUCUCCGACGCAAAUUUUAAUUUAGAAUCCGUGAAACUCUUGGCUGGAAUUGUUGACACGAGUAAAGAUGGACUCAUCUCAUUUCCGGAGUUCCAAGCAUUUGAGGGGCUGCUGUGCGUGCCUGAUGCCCUCUAUAAGACAGCGUUCCAACUGUUCGAUACAAAUGGAAAUGGAGUGGUUAAUUUUGAUGAGUUCUCUGAGGUGAUGAAGAAGACGGUCCUGCACAAUAAAAUUCCGUUCGAUAUGAAUGGAGGCUUUGUGAAGCUGUAUUUUGGUAGAGACAAGAAACGGGCCAUCAGCUAUGCAGAAUUCAGUCAGUUUUUGCAUGACUUUCACGAGGAGUACGCGAUGGAAGCAUUCCGGCGGUCUGACCAGUCGGGUUCGGGAUUUAUUUCCGCGCUCGACUUCCAGGAUAUCAUGAUAAAUAUCAAGAGCCAUCUGCUGACGAGGGAAGUGAAAGCAAACUUGGUGGCAGCAGCGUCAGGGGGGCAGGGCGGAAAACGUGUCAGCUUCCCCUACUUUAUGGCGUUCAACUCUCUCCUGAACAACAUGGAACUCAUAAAAAGAAUCUACCUCAAUGCUACUACUGGAAAUAGGAACCAGGAAGUCACGAAAGAGGAGUUCCUUCAUUCUGCACAGAUGAUGUCUCAGAUCACACCGCUGGAAGUAGACAUUCUGUUCCUCCUCUGUGACUUACUUCACCAAACAGGGAGAAUAGUGUACAACGAUCUUCAGGCCAUUGCACCUGAGCAGUACUUCAAGCAGAUCACCAAACGACUUGCAGAGAUUAAGGCUGUUUCUAGUCCUGAAGAGCGAGGCCUUGUAAUCCAGGUCCUAGAGAAUGCAUACAGGUUUACACUUGGUUCCAUCGGUGGUGCGGUGGGUGCGACAGCAGUGUACCCCAUUGACUUGGUCAAGACGAGAAUGCAGAACCAAAGGGCGGGCUCAUUCAUUGGUGAGCUGAUGUACAGAAAUAGCUUUGACUGCUGUAAGAAGGUCAUCAGGCACGAAGGCUUCUUCGGUUUGUACAGAGGCCUUGUGCCACAGUUGAUGGGUGUAGCACCAGAAAAGGCUAUCAAACUAACAGUAAACGACUUUGUUCGAGAUAAAUUCAUGGACAAAAAUGGAAAUUUGCCGCUUUAUGGCGAAAUCAUCUCAGGAGCUUGUGCUGGUGGUUCACAAGUUAUAUUCACAAAUCCAUUGGAGAUAGUUAAGAUUCGUCUUCAAGUAGCGGGUGAAAUUGCAAGUGGAGCAAAAAUAAGUGCCCUCAGUGUUGUGAAGGAGCUUGGCCUGUUUGGAAUGUACAAGGGAGCAAAGGCGUGUUUUCUUCGUGAUAUUCCGUUCAGUGCCAUCUACUUCCCAGCGUACGCCCACACAAAAGUAAAAUUAGCAGAUGAGAAUGGCUACAACCACCCACUGUCACUUUUGUUUGCCGGAGCCAUCGCUGGCGUUCCUGCCGCAUCGCUCGUCACACCUGCCGACGUCAUCAAGACACGAUUACAGGUGGUAGCAAGAGCAGGACAGACGACAUACUCGGGAGUUAUCGAUGCUGCCGGAAAAAUAUACAGGGAGGAAGGGCUUAGAGCCUUCUGGAAGGGUGCGACAGCUCGAGUGUUCAGAUCAUCACCGCAGUUUGGGGUGACCCUACUGACAUAUGAAAUCCUCCAGAGGUUGUUCUUCAUCGACUUUGGAGGGACGCGUCCUUCUGGUUCUGAACUGAAUGUCCCAUCUACAGGUGUGGCUGAAGAGAUGAAAUCAACGAAUCCAGACCACAUCGGUGGCUAUCAAGUGGCGCUACCUAUCUUUGCUGGCAUUGAAUCGAAGUUUGGACUGUGUUUACCAAAGUUCCAGGUAGCAUCAUCGUAAAAGUAAGAAAGAAACAACAACGCGCGAGCCGGAACUCAGAUACGCUCCGUCUAGCAUACAUUGGUCUAUGGAAGGUGACAAACCAGUAAGCUGAUAGAAAGCCGUGGGUUUUUUUCCCUGGUAAAUUACCGACAAUGAAUUUUUAAUCGAGGCGAAGUACUAAGAAUUCAUUGAUUUAAACCAAUGAUCAUGAUUAAAUACCCAACUAUUACAUUUAUUAAAUGAGUAAUUUUUUGAGAUUAAAAAAAUGCUGUCUUGAAGGGAGUUUCAUUUAAUUCUUAAACAGGAAAAUGCAUGUUGUGCAAGUAUAUAUAGAGUGAAUAUAGAUUAUUUUUGUAAGGGGGUGCGUCGUGUUGUGCGUUGGAUUGUUCGGUUGACGUUCUGUCUACACAACAAUUUUAUUUUUCUUCGUGUGGAUGGACUGUCAGCCUAACAAAAGAGAUUAUAUCGAAGCAGAUGUUUACAAAAUCAUAACAGGUGGGCAGUGUCUACUUCUGUGCCUCUCACACUACUGGAAGGAGUUCAGGGCACUGAUCUGGAUCUCUCAGCUGAUGGCAAACAAAUAAUGAUUUCAGUAUGUUAAACAUAACAGAGGACAAAUGAUUGUGGACCUCGUACUGGAUUGGUGGUAUUUGUAUUUAUUACUUCUAAUGCCCAGUUGUCAGCGGACAUUCAUCUCCUCCUGUAGUGUCCGAAGAAAAGUAACAUUUCCACUCGUGUUAGAGUUAUAAAGGAUGGAAUUUUUUCCACACAAAUUGUUGUAUCUGAAACUGAAGAGGUUAAUUGUGACCCACUGUCUCAGAUAGAGAAUCAGCUUUAUUCUUCACAAAACCAGACAAGGAAUUUUUCGUCUGGGAUUUGGAGUAAUGCGAUCAAUGGAGUGCACCUUCAGAUGUUCUGCGUAGACACGGAUCCAGUUCAUGAGUAGUAUUAAAUCCUUUAUUUUUGUAUGUACUGGUAUGGCACUAUGGGCUGGCAUAACUCAGAAUGCAGCUUAUCAUGGUAGUUCAUUUAUUUAAAAGUUAACAGUACCUGAACCUUGUUGUGAUGGUGGGGCUUGAGUACCUCAGUGAUCCCAAGAGCUAUGCUGGCGGUAGCGUAGCUACUGAUAGGGCCUCCGUAGCCAGAUUGGUCGAGGGGGAGAGGUCAGACUAAGACAGGUACCCAGGUUCUCCAGGUUGGGGGUUGGUCGCAAGGCUAACAACCUUGCACCGUAAAAAGGAAGAUGUUUCGAAACCUCGAUCAAAGCCUCGGACAGACGGACCUAACAGAGGACCGAACGGAAGAGGAGAAUUGAGGAGGCCAUGGACCGAAUAUGGACCGGAGAGCUACAGAAGAAGAAAUAAUAAUAUAUUCAAGUUGCAUAGAAGACAGUGGGUACAAUGAGCAGAGAAAGAAACUGUAAUUAAAAGUUUAAAAAUAUAAGUGAAAUAGAGAACAGGGUAUCUUUGUUAUCAUCUGUAUUUAAUUUUUUUUGUUUUACCUUAUAAUUUACAAUAUCAUCUAUUCAAAUAAUUUCAUGUACCAUAAAUUAUUUCCCUUGUUACUUUUUGUAAGUUCGUGUAAAAUGUUUUUCACUUUGGUGAAUUUCAAUGUAACGUAGUUUUUAUUGUCCCUUUAACCAUAUAUUUUUGUGAAGUAUUCAUGCAAAAAUCUGAAUUACAAAAGUAAUUACUCGCCGCUGUCAGCUGAAUUUUCGGUUGUGGUGAUCCGGUGUUAUAACUUAUUAGACAGUACAAUGAUUUGUCGCAAAGAAGUGUCUGUUUAGAAGGAAAGACAACUUGUAGAAUAUUAUAUUCAGUUUUAUUGAAUGCUCUGUAUGUGAGAGGCAUGAACCAAAGAGAGAAUGUUGUAUGCAUUUCCCUACACUGUUCAAAGGAUAUUUAUUUGUUUUAAGAGCCUUUUGAGGAACUGGGGGCGGGGUGGGGGGUUAAAAGUGAUUAGUUAUUGUUUCAUUUGUGUGGUGCUGAAGUUUAAAAACAUAAAAUAUGAUGAAUGAUGAUUCAUGAGAUCUUGGUGCUAGAAACUUGUAUAAAUAUAUUCUACUAUAUUUAUUACAAUAUUUGAUAUUGGAUUAAUUUCAGGAAUUUAUUUUGGAAUAGCAAACUGGGAUAAACUGCCAUAUCAGUGUGUUACGUCUGUGAAUAUUGGGAAUCGUAACUGGGUUGGUAUUUUUCAGGUCAAUUGCAUCAUGUUCAGAAGCUCUGAUAUGUUCAUUAUUCAUGAAAAUUCAAAUUCAAAAUUAGUGUGAAUUUGAGAGGUGAGAUGUUGACCUCUGAUUUCUGAUGUAACCUUAAACAAGAUGAUUACAUAAACUUAAUCCAUUAGUUGAUAUGCCAUGUACAUUAAUUCAUUUUAUAAUUUAAUGUUUUACUUUUGAAACGUGUUCCUUCACUAUCAUCCUCUCAUCCGAUGCCAUAUAGUCUGAGCUACUAUUAAAGCGUCGUUAAAUAAACUAUAAAUAAAUUAAAUAAACUAUAAAUAAAUAAAUUUACAGGAAUGAGUCACUUCAUGAGUUAUUUCUUUGCCCAUAUUUGUUAUCGUCAUCUUUUCAUUAUCUCUCUGACCACUGUUCCGUUACACACUGACAUAUUGAAAUUAGUUUAGUUUCUGGAAGGGCAAUUAUCUGAGCUUAUUUGUUGAUUGUUCAGUGUUUGUCUAGGGGACACCACGUGUUCGCUGGCCACUGCACUACUUUCUUGACCAAAUCUAAAAAUGAUUCUCUGAGAUCUCACUGGAGUAGGAAUUGGAAAAGAAAUUAAUUUAGCAUGGUGUUGCCCACAUCAUGACUUAUAAUCAUUAGUCCUGGGAAUAAGAUGACAGAUCAGUUGGUUCGAGACGUCUGUUGCCUUGUGAAUGUUAAAGUGCUUGAUAUUCAUUGACGUAGUUCACCUCUUUUGUGCCUGUGAACAAAUAAUUAAUUUUGAAAUUCCAUUUAAAUGCUCAGUUUGGAUGCUGUGACUGUCACGUGUAUGCGUGUGUGAAUGGUUGUAAAUUUAAACCAAAUUUCAUGUUUUUAGAUUUCAUAUAGCUGAACCCAAAAAGUGGUUUUGAUUUUUUUAACAACUUCUACAUUUGGAUUGUUCUCGACACAUGAAAUGAUCCAAGCGUCUUGGGUCUGUUUCUUAAUGUUCAGACGCAGAGAAAUUUUUGUUCUCCAUUCGGACUCAGAUGAGCGGAUGGUCUGUGGUAACAUAUCUAGCCGUUGAUGUGAUGAGUUACUGAAGCCCGAUGUUUGGAAUUGCUCCAAUACAAAUACACUUGAAUCUUGAAAUGGAAAUUUUGAAGUAUUUGUUUUAUAUUUGUACUAACCUCCAUUAUUUUGUAUGUUGUUCCAUUACAUAUGCAAAAAUGCUGGUGGAUUUCUGUGCAUUCUUUAUUUACCUCAGUUACCCUUUUCUUGUAGGAUUUCGCUGAGUAAUUUAUGGAUGUUAAAAGACCUUCUUCAGACUACAAAUUUUUUAAUAAAAUGUGCUGAACUAUAUAUAUUAAGAUACAUUUAUUUUGUAUCAUAGGCUAUGAUUUUUUACAGAGACUACGAGUAUACCUUACCUGACGACAUACAUUUUAAAGAGUUUGUUUUUGUCGUAAUCAGUUUUUACACAAGUAUGUAAAUAAAGCCUUCAUAUUUUGAUGUAGGCUAAUAUUUCUUACUGUUUCUAUGCAUUUCAUAUAUAUUGUACCUUCUUGGUACAGUUUUAAUAUUUUUUAUCGUUUAAUAUUACACAGCUUUGAAUAAAGUCAGGCGUCCUAAAAUUCCAUUUCAAGCUUCAUAUGAGAAUUUGAGAAAUUUUUGACACUGGUGUAGUUUUGAAUUCUUUUAGAAUUUGCUUUUAAUGCAGUAGCUAUAUUUAUGUAAUUUGUUCAUAUGGUUCAAAAUUAUGUAAUGAGUAGUUAAAAAACUAAUAUUAGCAAGAAUUUAACAUUGAAUUUGAAGACAUACAAGGGAACAUUUUGAUUGUACAAAUAACAUGACACGUCAGAUUCCAUCUUGAGGGUCUGUUAAUGUUGUAUUAGCUACGAGCAAUUUGUUGAACCCUUUCACAGAUGGUACAAGACUGACGUGUUAUUUGUGCACAUGUCACCACUCUUAUCACGUGUUAAAUUAUUAAUAAAUUGUUAAUUUGUUAUUUUUAAACCAUA
This is a messenger RNA of Zootermopsis nevadensis, 6937 nucleotides long. It is a transcript of the gene aralar1, whose product is annotated as calcium-binding mitochondrial carrier protein aralar1. Gene Ontology annotation, biological process: aspartate transmembrane transport; malate-aspartate shuttle; L-glutamate transmembrane transport. Lineage: Eukaryota; Metazoa; Arthropoda; Insecta; Blattodea; Termopsidae. Gene Ontology annotation, molecular function: calcium ion binding; L-aspartate transmembrane transporter activity; L-glutamate transmembrane transporter activity. The record is from RefSeq and is a predicted model, not a curated record.